AUGGGCGCCUAUCUCUAUGGGCGCCUAUCUCUAUGGGCGCCUAUCGCUAGGAGCGCCUAUCUCUAUCUCUAUGGGCGCCUAUCUCUAUGGGCGCGUAUCUCUAUGGGCGCCUAUCUCUAUGGGCGCCUAUCUCUAUGGGGGCGCCUAUAUCUAUGGGCGCCUAUCUCUAUGGGCGCCUAUCUCUAUGGGCGCCUAUCUCUAUGGGCGCCUAUCUCUAUGGGCGCCUAUCUCUAUGGGCGCCUAUCUCUAGGAGCGCCUUUCUCUAGGGGCGCCUAUCUCUAUGGGCGCCUAUCUCUAGGGGCGCCUAUCUCUAUGGCCGCCUAUCUCUAUGGGCGCCUAUCUCUAGGGGCGCCUAUCUCUAGGGGCGCCUAUCUCUAUGGGCGCCUAUCUCUAUGGGCGCCUAUCUAUGGGCGCCUAUCUCUAUGGGCGCCUAUCUCUAUGGGCGCCUAUCUCUAUGGGCGCCUAUCUCUAGGGGCGCCUAUCUCUAGGGGCGCCUAUCUCUAUGGGCGCCUAUCUCUAUGGGCGCCUAUCUCUAUGGGCGCCUAUCUCUAUGGGCGCCUAUCUCUAGGGGCGCCUAUCUCAAGGGGCGCCUAUAUCUAG
Molecule: messenger RNA, 600 nt
Organism: Closterium sp. NIES-65
Lineage: Eukaryota; Viridiplantae; Streptophyta; Zygnematophyceae; Desmidiales; Closteriaceae
Source: the annotation of a GenBank genome assembly